AAAGCCGGGUGGUGGGAUCCGAGGCGAGGUCGUGUCCAUGCCGGGCUGCGGCUCCGGCGCGCCGUGAUUAUGGAGCUCAGCUCUGACUACAUCCGGGAGAAGUUGAGGCAGCAUCUGGAAGCAGAGCAUGUGGAGGUGGAGGACACGACUGUCAACCGUUGCGCGACCAGCUUCCGAGUCCUGGUGGUGUCGGCCAAGUUCGAGGGAAAACCACUGCUCCAGAGACACCGGCUGGUGAAUGAGUGCUUAGCCGAAGAGCUCCGCCACAUCCAUGCCUUUGAGCAGAAAACUCUGACCCCAGAACAGUGGACCCAGAACAGUGAACGUCGGAAAUGUGGGGCCCAGGCCUGAACAGCCAUUAAAUUGUAAAUCUGG
Messenger RNA from Meriones unguiculatus (Mongolian gerbil), 375 nucleotides. RefSeq names its product bolA family member 2B (gene Bola2b). Gene Ontology annotation, biological process: intracellular iron ion homeostasis. The record is from RefSeq and is a predicted model, not a curated record. Bases 70 to 351 code for a protein of 93 amino acids. Gene Ontology annotation, cellular component: cytosol; nucleus. The transcript is spliced from 3 exons. Lineage: Eukaryota; Metazoa; Chordata; Mammalia; Rodentia; Muridae. Gene Ontology annotation, molecular function: 2 iron, 2 sulfur cluster binding.